Rhopilema esculentum is the source of this 5299-nucleotide messenger RNA. NCBI's taxonomy places the organism in Eukaryota, Metazoa, Cnidaria, Scyphozoa, Rhizostomeae, Rhizostomatidae. The record is from RefSeq and is a predicted model, not a curated record.
GUCUAUAAAAUUGGUGAUUUGUAGCAAAUUUUCGCUACAGUAGGACAAGCUUUCGGUGAGACUCAAACUUCAGGAUAGUUUUUCCAUAGGUAAAAACGUAGGUCAGGAUGUACGGAUAAACGUUUGAAGAUCAAGUUUUAAACGAGGUCUGUAUUUGAAGUCCUACCUAGUAGGACCUAUUUCAGAUUACAAAAACCACAAAAUGAUAAUCACCAAGGCAUCUGCAGUAUUCUUAAGAUUAUGGAUGCUUGCAAAUCUAUGGAAUUAUUGCAAUGGGCUGAUUCUUCGCCUUCCUUGCCUGGUCCAUGCAGAUUUCACCAUAUUUGAAGUUGAUUGGUCUCUACAAGGAAUCCUGUUGGCAACAAUACAAGGUAUCCAUGAUGCAGACUGCACGUUGGAAUGUGUAAAGCAUCCUAAAUGCAAAUCAUACAAUAUACAGAAUGUCACUGCCAUUUGUGAACUGAACAGUAAGAUUGCUGGUGAAAAUGGAAGUAGUCUUGUUCAAAGACCUGGCUGGGUUUACAAGUCAACAGAUUACAACCAGACAGAGAUUGGAGAAACAUGCCAGAAGCUUCAUCCAUGCCCACGUGGCGUUCUUUGCAAAGAAACGUGUCAUCAUCCUUACUACGAAUGCGUUCAUUGCGACGGUCAACAAUAUGGGCUUCAUUGUGAAAGCCUGAAAAGCCUACACAACUGCAAUAACAGCCCUUGUCAAAACCAAGGUACAUGUAGCAGUAUUGGAGAAGAGUUCAAAUGUAUGUGUACUCCCGGAUUUACAGGAAGAUUAUGCGAUGCAGAAAUAAAUGAAUGCCAUUCUCUGCCAUGUUUUAAUGGUGCAACCUGCCAAGAUUUAUUGAACAGCUUUAGGUGCACGUGCAAUCCUGGCUACACCGGAACGCAUUGCGAAACAGAUAUCGACGAAUGUGCCAGCUCUCCUUGCCAAAGUGGAGGGACUUGCUCUGACAGAGUCAAUGAAUAUACCUGCAACUGUGCUCCAGGAUUCGAAGGAACAGUUUGUGAGAUAAACAUCAACGAAUGCUCAAGCAGUCCAUGUCAAAAUGGUGGAACAUGCCAUGACGAAGUAAACAGAUUCCGUUGCCAGUGUUCUCCUGGAUAUACCGGCGCUCUUUGCUCUACAGAAAUCAACGAAUGUGAUAGCAAUCCUUGUCAAAAUGGUGGAAGCUGCAAUGACUAUUUGAAUUAUUUCUCCUGCUCUUGCAACCCAGGAUACGGUGGACCAACAUGUGGGACAAAUAUUAACGAAUGUGCCAGCAAUCCUUGUCAAAAUGGUGGAAGCUGCAAUGACUAUUUGAAUUAUUUCUCCUGCUUUUGCAAUCCAGGAUACGGUGGACCAACAUGUGGGACAAAUAUUAACGAAUGUGCCAGCAAUCCUUGUCAAAAUGGUGGAAGCUGCAAUGACUAUUUGAAUUAUUUCUCCUGCUUUUGCAAUCCAGGAUACGGUGGACCAACAUGUGGGACAAAUAUUAACGAAUGUGCCAGCAAUCCUUGUCAAAAUGGUGGAAGCUGCAAUGACUAUUUGAAUUAUUUCUCCUGCUUUUGCAAUCCAGGAUACGAUGGACCAACAUGUGGGAUAAACAUAGAUGAAUGUGCUAGCAUGCCAUGUCAAAACGGUGGACAAUGCAUUGAUCAUUUGAAUAUGUACUCCUGUGUAUGUGCACCUGGUUACUCCGGGUACAACUGCGAAAGAGAUAUCAAUGAAUGUGCAAGCUCUCCUUGCCAAAAUGGAGGAACUUGCAACAACCUAGUUAAUCAUUUUACAUGCACUUGUGCUUCUGGGUACACUGGAACAAUAUGCUCAAUGACUUUUGGAGGUUGGGGAAGAUGAAGAAGAAGACGAAUCUAGCCAUUAAAAAAAUAGAAGAACAAUCCUUGGUUCUUUAUUGACCGGAAAGUUUUAAAAUUUCUGGCUUCUUCAUUAGACGAAUUCAUUUAAAUGAAGGCAAACAAUGAAACUGGAAAUGAUUGGAGUGACUUAAGCUACGUUCAGCAAAGCCAUUGAAAAAAGUAUAGUAAAACAACUACGAGAACUCCGUAAAAUUAAAAACUUUAAAUAAUUUAAGACAAACCGUUUUAACUAACAUUAAGGAACAUUUUAACUAAGAUUAAAAUUAAAUUUGAAUGUAUAUAGUUAGAUCUGCAUUUUAUUUAUUUAAUGUAUUCUACUUUUAUUUAAUGAGAUUCACUUUUAAUAUGUCAAUUUAAGGCUCAGGGCAUAGCACACACAUUGAAAACAGCGGUCGCGUUGAAGUGCAAACCCUAAAUAUAUAUAUAUAUAUUCUGAUUCAGAUGUUUUGCGCAUCGAUAAAUCAGAUUUUCUGUCUAUAAAAUUUAGCCCUAUUUGUUUUUCUCAAAGUUUUACUUGUCUCUUAUGAAUAAAAGUUUUAAAAACUGAUUUUAAGUAAAUUAUUUAUGGUUUGGUCUUACGCUUUGUCAGUAAAAAGACACUUGAUAAUACGACUUUUCCUCGAUCGAUGCAAUUAAUGCGUUCGGUUUUCACUUGGCAAUAACACUGUCGUGCAUUCAGUAAAAAAGUGGUAAAAUCAACUUUGAUUUAAGGCAGUUGUUCCAGACAGUUCCAGACAGUUAGAUGAUGCUUCUAAAUGUGAUAUCAUGUGAGUUAGAUGUGAUGGGGGGCUCUACAGCUCUGCCUGCUUCCAUCGAUGAUAGGUAAUAUUAUUUCAAGUAUUUCAAAUUGGGUUCAUAGUUCUGAACUUAUUAGCUUACGCUAAAUUCUGCACAAGAGUAAGCUUUGAAGCAUAUGCCUUUUCAUCUUGCAUAUCCAGACAACGUGAACACGUACGUUUUCCGCAUGUCCAUGCGGGAAGCUUGAAACAAUAUGCCAUAAGCUUUUUCAGUUCAUAGUUUCCAGACAUGCCGUCGAGGAAUGUUCCUCUUGCCCUUCUACUUGUACGGAGAAAAAAUUAAAAGGAACAGCAAAACAUGCUGGUAUGUUCUACCUACAAAUACUUUGCGAACCGUUUGGGGGGGAUUGUGCCGUUAUUGUCAACGAGUCGCGUUUGAUGUCAAUGAUUCCUGUAUAAAUAGCCAUUUUUCUUGCUCCUGUCCAAUAAUUAAAUAUUUCUGCCGAUUCCUUACCCUGGGUUCCAGACCGACGCUCCUCUAGUAAGGAAUCAUACAUGUGGGGGUAUUUUUGUAUCUCUUCACAAAGUUUUCUUUCAGAGUCGGCCAUUGCUAAGACAUUUUCCGUACGGAAGGCAAAAAAAGUUGAAGAUUUCUCAACUCGAUAAGUUCAAGGCAUACGGGUUUGCGGAAAACAGAAUAAACUUCCUUGCGCUGACACGCAAAACUAUUUUUUGAUAUAAUGUAGAAAAUGAUGCAUGGAAUCUUAAUUUCAAGUUUUCGGUUAAUUAUUAUUGUCCGUACUAUAUAGCUAGGUAUUUACGAAAUAAUAGUGAUUACAAAAGAUACUACUCCCAAGAUUAAUUAGAUAAAUUGAAUGAAGAUACAAAAAUCCCAAAUGAAAUAAUUAAUGAGCCUAAAGGUGCAAUUAGAUAAUAAAAGGAAUUAUAAACAAUCGAAUGUACAAAAGGUGUUAAAUAACUAAGGUUACAAGUUGUAAAACAAACGAAAUCCAAACUAGCACUAUUACACCAUUCGGGAGAAAAUCAUGAGAGAAUUCCUAGAAAGACUCAAAGAUAGUUCUGGCAAGUUCUUGCAGGAAGAAACGUCUGGAACCUCAAAUAUGCGGACGACACGACGAUUCAGGUCCAGAAAGGAAUGCAAAGAGAUGGGCGAGGAAAUGAUGACCGUUAGCAAAGAAGUGGACCUCUACAUCAAUAAAUCCAUUUGCAAUGAAAGUGCACGGAGGUGGAGAGUUGGAGAUCGAUGGUGAAAGGAUUGAGGAAGUGAAAAAAGGUGAAACUCAGGGGAUCAUAAAGAGUAGAAUUUCUCAUUUCUUGAACUGUUGCAGACAAAAUGGCAGAAAUGUGGCAGUCAGGAGAAUUGAGCAUUCGUCUUAAAGUAAGACUAAACUAUGAUGGUUUGGAGCAUAGUUUUGUAUGGUUGUGAAACGUGAACCAUAAAUAAGUAAGACAGAUAAAGAUCAAUGCCUUUGAGAUGUGCCUGUGGAGAAAAAAGAUGAGAGUUAGACAGGGGUGGCGCUAGAGACAAACCUUCAAGGUGCCGAAGUUUAUAUUCUCCGUAACUGCCGACGCUGAAUGUGUCAAAUUGCCGACAGGCAGGGCCGUCGCGAGGCAAGCCUUGUUUGGGGUGAGGUGUGUAAUGCAAAUUUACCUGAUUAAAAAAUUAUUGCCUUAAACUUUUUAGCUGGUGUCACAAACCUCUGCAAUACAUUUUGUCAAUCUAACUCUGUAUGAUAAUAACCGACUUUCCUAAUAGUCUUGUCAAAUCUCUAUAUCGGGACGGGCAAAAUAUAUAGUUACUACCUGAGGCGGCACCAUGGUUGCCGCCGAAGGGACAGGAAAUGCACUCUUUUAAGCAGAUUUCACUAAAGCAAUCCUCCUAAUCCUAUUGAAAAUUAUUGUCUUUUUGCAAAACUUUUUUACAGCAGUUAAAAACAACAUCUUUGCCGUGGUCUUGAAAAAUACCAGGUUGUCAGUUACUUCUAAAUUUAGAUCCCUCUUUCCAUCUUAGCAUGCCUUUUGAAUGUUAAGGAAAAUAUGGAGCUCAUAGUGAAUUGCAGUUGACGCUUCUACUGGGAAACUUUAGGAGAAAUGGACACGAGGCACAAUUUUACCUAAGAUAGCUUGAUCCUUCAUUGAUUUUAUGACAGGAAAGUCUCUGAAAUACCUAAAGCGUUUCUUCCACCGAGCGGAUUUUACCUGAAAUUUCCUAUUGAGAUACUAUUGGGGUGGGUGUGACAACCCCCCAGUCGCGAAGCCCCUGAGCAGCACCUCCAAUGAAGGGGCACCGAGGGGUCAUGGCCCCCACUUUUUUACAAAGCAAUAGAGCAUUUUUCCAAAAUCUUUUGUUGUGGGUGCAAAAUUCUCCCUUGACCCCUCCCCACUCCCCACUUUCCAACCUGUGUCGGAGUCCACGAGAUUUUCUCGGCAAUUUGUGCCUUGUAAGAAACUUAAUGCGCAAAUAUUGCCUAUAGUUGAAUAUUUCUUCCUAUCUAUGGUGGAAGAAGUUAAUCGAUGGUUUUCUCUAAACCAUUUGUUUGUCACAAGCUAUGCGGUGAACAAUGCUAUUGAAAAAUAGUUGAUGAAAAAGGAAAAGAAAUGCUUUUUGAAAAAUCUAUUACGCAAAAUGUGCUCAUGAUCGAAAUGUUUUCAUUGGCAAUAAUAAUGUCUUGAAA